AUGGAAGGCGAAGCUGUAUCAUUCAAGCCAUCCGCACCGGUGCACGUUGUUCUCUGCGCUGAUUGUGGUGUCCCCAUCGAACCAAACUCCGCCAAUCUCUGUGUUGGGUGUCUGCGUAAUACCGUGGACAUCACGGCCGAGAUUCCAAAAUCUUCUUCCGUCACCUUCUGCAGGGGUUGCGAGCGAUACGCUAACCCUCCCAAUGGCUGGAUGCUCGCUGAUUGGGAGAGCAGGGAACUUCUCGCUAUUUGUCUUAAGAAGCUCAAGGGUCUGUCCAAGAUUAGGCUGAUCGACGCCGGCUUCAUCUGGACUGAGCCUCACAGCAAGCGUAUCAAGGUUAAGCUCACCGUUCAGAAGGAGGUUCUCGCAAACACUAUCCUCCAGCAGGUGUUUGAAGUGACGUACACUAUCCUCGGUGCCCAAUGUCCUGAUUGUACUAGAAUGGCUGCCAAGAAUACUUGGCAGACUUCCAUCCAAGUCAGGCAGAAGGUCCCUCACAAGCGUACUUUCUUCUACCUCGAACAGCUCAUUUUGAAGCACGGUGCUCACAAAGAUUGUGUCAACAUCUUGGAACGAAAGGAUGGUCUCGAUUUCUACUAUCUCCAAAGACAGGCAGCUCUCAGGAUGCUAGAAUUCCUUCAGAACGUUGUCCCAAUCCGUUACAAGUCUAGUGAAGAAUUGCUUACAACCGAUGUGCACACGGGUUCAUCCAAGUAUAAGUUCACCUACUCAGUCGAGAUAGUUCCAGUGUGUAAGGAUGAUUUGGUUUGCUUGCCUAUAAAGCUCGCCAGGCAAUUCUCCAACAUAUCCCCAUUGGUGUUAUGUGCAAGGAUAGGUAACUCGGUCCAUCUCCUCGAUCCAUUCACACUGCACACUACAGAUGUCACAGCUCCUACAUAUUGGAGAGCACCGUUCGAUACACUGGCAACGGUGGGAGAGUUGACAGAGUACAUAGUUCUCGACGCUGAGCCAGUCGGUCCAACCCGAGGCAAACUUGUCCUGGCGGAUUUACAAGUAAUGAAGGCAUCAGGUGGAGCUUCUGACGAUGAGAUAGUGCACACUCGUACACACCUCGGACAUAUCCUCCAAGCAGGUGAUACAUGCUUAGGAUACAAUAUUAGAGAAAGUAACUUUAACAGUGACACAUUCGAGAGUCUGAAUCCGGAUAGACUUCCUGAUGUGGUCGUUGUGAAGAAGGCUUACCCUAACAGACGCAAGAAGAACCGUCCACGUAACUUCAAGCUCAAGUCGAUUGCCAAAGACGCAGAAGACUCGAAUGUGGAGGGUGCGUUCGGUAGAGGUGCACUUGGAAGACGUGGUGGUGUGGAUACAGACAAGGUUGAAAAGCAGUAUGAAGAAUUUUUGAAUGACUUGGAGGAAGACCCAGAAAUGAGAGCAGGCGUUAAUAUGUAUAGAUCACAGGAGCAGAAGGACAAGGCUGAGGAGGAUAUGGAUGAGAGUGACGUAGGAGAAGUGGAAGUUGACGAGAAUUUGCCAAAGAUGGAUGAGCUAAUGGAAGAUCUCGAAGAGAUGAAUAUAGAAGAGUAG
Molecule: messenger RNA, 1548 nt
Organism: Wallemia ichthyophaga EXF-994
Lineage: Eukaryota; Fungi; Basidiomycota; Wallemiomycetes; Wallemiales; Wallemiaceae
Product: 60S ribosomal export protein NMD3
Exons: 3
Coding region: 1-1548 (515 amino acids)
Biological process (GO): ribosomal large subunit export from nucleus
Cellular component (GO): cytoplasm; nucleus
Molecular function (GO): ribosomal large subunit binding
Source: RefSeq, a predicted model, not a curated record